This is a messenger RNA of Saccostrea cuccullata (small rock oyster), 2907 nucleotides long. RefSeq lists its product as uncharacterized. Gene Ontology annotation, molecular function: 3'-5'-DNA exonuclease activity; nucleic acid binding. Gene Ontology annotation, cellular component: cytoplasm. NCBI's taxonomy places the organism in Eukaryota, Metazoa, Mollusca, Bivalvia, Ostreida, Ostreidae. The transcript has 9 exons. The record is from RefSeq and is a predicted model, not a curated record. Bases 31 to 2733 code for a protein of 900 amino acids. Gene Ontology annotation, biological process: DNA catabolic process.
CGGUCGCAAUGGUAAACAUCGCUGUCAACUAUGGAGCAACCCCGUAAAAAGGGUCGUUUCGCAAAGUCUACCAAGUAUAAGCAGUAUGAAAGAGUCACAGAAGCACAGAGACAGCGGUGGCAAAAAGAAGAUGUGAUUCUGCAUCAUAAUUAUUCACAGAAUGAAUGUUCCCGUAGCGAUAAACCAAAUGAAAACCCCUGCGAUAGGCCGUCUGUGGUCUGCAGUGCGGGUGAUGGUGUACCUUUACCUGACGUCGCUUCGUUUGAUGUAUGCAGUGAGCAUGAAAGAAACAAGCCUAGACUGGACAAGGACUGGAGGGCAGGACGUAGAGUUAUUGAAUUAGGAGUGCUGGCAGAUGGACUGUCUGGGUGUAAAAAGUGUGGUCUACCCCUCCAACUGUCUCAUUGCACAGGAAUUAUAACCUUUGGUCUUGCAGCUAUGCUCAAGAUACCAUGCAUGAAUACCCAAUGCCAAUAUGUUAACAAUGUGCCUACUGGAAAGAGACACAAUAGAGUCUGGGAUGCUAACAGCAAGCUAGCUGCAGCUGUCCAACAUACUGGUAUUGGUUAUGAACAGAUCAGUGGAAUACUUGCUGAAUUAAAUGUCCCACCUGUCAGUCGAACAUUACUGAGUAGCAGGCAGGAAGAGGUUGGAUCUGCCACAGAGUCAGUUGCAACAGAAACAAUUCAGGAAGCUCUUGAACAGGAAGUCCUGACAACAUCUAUGAGCAAUCAAUCUUCCUCCAUUACUGUGAGUGUAGAUGGGGCAUGGCAAAAGCGAGGAAGUGGGAGGUCAUAUGACAGCCUUACUGGACACUGCUCAAUGAUAGGAAGCCAGACGGGAAAAAUUGUGGGUUAUAGCUUUAGGAACAAAUCAUGUAGAAUUUGUGAACGAGCAGAAAAAAACAACCAAGCCCCAGUUCCACAUGAAUGCAAAAGGAAUUGGACAGGUAGCUCCAAGUCCAUGGAAUCUGACAUGGUGGUGGAAUUGGUUAAAUCAACAUUGAAGAAAGGGAUUCAAGUAGAGGCACUAGUUGGGGAUGACGACACAACCACAAUGUCAAGAAUUCAUAAAGAAAUAGACCCAAGCAUCAAAAAGCACUCCGACAAAAAUCAUAUUAAAAAAAAUGUAUCCAAUUCACUCUAUGCGCUGCAAAAGAAACACAACAGUUUAUCAUCAAAAGUGAUAAAAUACAUUCAGAAGUCUUUCAACUAUAUGAUCUCUCAAAACCAGGGGAAUCCCACCGGGAUAGAGAAAGGCCUUGAUGCUCUGGCUCUUCACCCAUUCAACGACCACAGCCAGUGUAGUGAAGUAUGGUGCCACCACAAAAGAAAUACAACAAAGAAAUACAGUUCACUACCCUAUGGACGGCCUUUAGAGAGUGAGAACCUAAAGCAAGAUCUUUUAAGCAUUUUCAACAGACUAAAGAAACAUAGCACCAACCUUGCCAAUCUUGGAAGCACCCAAGCAAAUGAAAGCUUCAACAAGACAGUAGCUUCCAAGGCACAUAAAUCCCGCCUCUUCAGUCGUACUAUUGGCUACAGAGUUGCAGCUAGUGUAGCACAGAAAAACCUAGGGCAACGGUAUUUGAUUGAGGUCAACAAAAAAAUGGGAUUAUCACCAGGCGGACACACCAAAAAAUUGACUGCAAAAAAGGACAAGUCUGCUGGUCGUAAAAAGGCAUUGUCACUAACUACGAAGGCAAAGAGGAGGAGAUUAUUUCUCAAGGCAGAAAGGAAACAAGUGAUAGCCUGCAAAGAAACAAGAGAGGGGCCAACUUACUCUUGCGGUAUUGGUUUGCAUACUGGGAAUGACACUGAAACCAUUCCAGCUCCUGUUACCCAGCCCCUAAAACAGCCUCUACAGAUUUCUAAAGAGAAUCCUUUGAUCUUUUUUGACCUUGAAUCAACAGGACUAGCAAGGACCUCUCAUAUCACACAGAUGGCAGCUGUGUUUGAAGAGGAAGUGUUCUCAGAAUAUGUCACGCCAGAGGUUCCUAUCACACAGAAAGCUGCAGAAGUCACCGGAAUUACAUUUUUAGCAGGAAAAAUGUAUUGUAGAAAUGUUGAAGUUAAUGCUCUCAAACUCACUGCUGCUGUCGAUUCCAUUCUUGAUUUUUUCUCAAGGUUUCAGUCAAAGGUAGUUUUGAUUGGUCAUAAUGUUAAAUCAUUUGAUUGUCAUUUAUUUUUAAAUGCUGUUGAGGCUUGUGGGAAAACUGAUGAGUUUUCAAAAUGCAUAGCUGGAUUUAUAGACACAAAGUUACUUUUCAAACUUUUUGAUCCAGAAUUAAAAUCUUACUCACAGAGUGAACUUUUCAAGCACUAUCUUUCAUUAGAUUACAGUGCUCAUAAUGCUCUGGAUGAUGUGAUGGCAUUACAGAAACUUGUGAAUUCUGUUGGGAUUGAUGUAACCAGCUCCAUGUAUUCAGCUGCUUCUUUUACAUUUUCAAAUGCUUUUGAAAACUUUAAGUACAGUUCUGAGGUUCAUAAAAAUGCACCUUCUUUAGAACAUUUAGUUAGGGAGAAGAUUUUAAGUAAGAGCAUGGCCAACAAAAUUGCAGGUAGUGGGUUAAACUUUAGGUUUUUGCAAAUGGCCUACACUAGAAACCCUCAGGAUGGAAUUCUGAAUUUACUUUCAGAGCAAAUAGUAGACACUAAUCAUGUUCGUGUUACAAAGUCUCAAAAAGUAAUUUCAUGCUUGAACAAAUAUUUUGCUUCCAAAUGUGAAAGUUAACUAGAUUUUUGAAAAUUUGUAGAAUUUUCAAAGGAAUUGUCAUUUUCAGGGUAACUAUAUCAUUGUGCAUGUAUAUGCAAAUGUUGACCAGUACAUUGUAACACAAUAUUUGAAAAAAAGUAAGUGUUAUGUGAUUACCAGGUAGCUAGAUUUCGAACAUUAGUAGAAUUUUCA